Messenger RNA from Tetranychus urticae (two-spotted spider mite), 1975 nucleotides. Its product is annotated as adenosine receptor A2a-like. Gene Ontology annotation, molecular function: G protein-coupled receptor activity. The record is from RefSeq and is a predicted model, not a curated record. Gene Ontology annotation, cellular component: plasma membrane. Gene Ontology annotation, biological process: G protein-coupled receptor signaling pathway. NCBI's taxonomy places the organism in Eukaryota, Metazoa, Arthropoda, Arachnida, Trombidiformes, Tetranychidae.
CCAUUGCAAGCUCAUCUUUGAUCAGCCAGUCAAUCUAGUUUUAUCCACAAUUUACUUGCAACUCUAUUCCAGGUAAAGCCAGGCAAACUUGAGCACCAAACUGAUAAAUGGAACCAGAUGCAAGGGUAGAAAAUUUUUAAACCUCAACAAAGAAAAUUUUUCAGUGAAAAGUUUUUCUCUUUUGCAAAAGAAUAAAGUUUCUACCUUUUUCCUUCCAAAUGAUUUGAACUGCAAGUAAUUGGAUUAAGAUUGGGUUUCAAGUGAAAAUUAUUUGCAAAUUCAUUUGUUCAUCAUUCAUCUCCAUUAACAUCAACCUAAUCACUUCGAAAGAAUAUUGAAAUCAGAGUUUUCAAGAGAAGAAUUUUUUUCCUCAAUUUCGUCGCCUUAACUUUUAUAAUUUGUUUUGUCGCGUCAUUAUCGUCCAUCAUCAUCACCAUCAUCAUCAUCAUCACCAUCAUCAUCAUCAUCAUCUUGAUAUUUUUCAUUUAAAUGUCACACUUUUAAAUUAUCUCUUUUCAUAAUGUUUCACUGCAAUCUUGCCAUCAUCUCAUCAACCACCAACCAUGAUGAUUAUCGUGAAAAUGCAAGUUACCUUUGGAAUAGUUUGGUUAAAAUGUUGAAAAAUUUUCCACUUUACUCUCGUUGACCUGUGACAAAAAAAAGGUUGACUUUUCUCUGUGAGUUCUCAGUUUAAUUUUUGGAGAAAAAAAAGUUUCAUUUUCCUUUGUAAUGGAAACUUGUGACAAAACUUUGAUUAAACUUGUCCAGUUUAUUGGCAACAAUACAUCUCAACCUUCACCCGUUUCGUACAAGAUAUUUUGCCCUUGCCUUUUGGUUGCCGGUUUAAUCAGCAUUUUACUCAAUGGUUUACUUGUUUUUGUACGCAACACUAGACGUCUACGGACCAGUCCAAUGCUCAUCUUAUCACUCAACUUGGCCACAACCGAUGGAAUCGCCUCUUUCUUUACCUUUAUCGGAAUCUUAAACAUUUACCUUGGAGUUGUUUUCGACAUUCGAGUUCAUACCUGUUGGGUUCUCAUCCUCGAAGUUUUACGUCUCUCUUCAUUUUUCGCCUCAGUUUUGCACCUUUUAGCUUUAACCUGGCUUCACUAUCAAGCAAUAACCAAUCCACUCCAACACAGAACUCAAAGUGUAUUCCAGAAUCCAAAGGCAGUCCAUGGUUUAUCUGCUUCUUGCUGGAUAAUUUCAUUGACUUUUUUCACUGGCUAUUUUUGGUCAAUACCUUGUCAAGGUUUUCGUGCUCGCAAUUGUCCUCAUUUAUUUCUCUAUUUUUGGAAGUUUCGUUUCACGAUAUUAAUCUGCUUUUCAACUCCCCUGUUUCUCAUGUUUCUUGCCUAUUGUCGCAUCUUUCAUGAACUCUUUUUCACCUCCAACAUUCAUCGAUCUCUGAAACGAUUUGAUGGAGCCUCAAUCAGCACUUCUACUGGAACCUCGUCAAGAAUUACUGGGGACAAUAGGUCACAAUACAGGCGAACCACUGUUACUUCGUUGAUCAUUGUCGGCACGUAUCUCAUCUGCUGGAUGCCCAACAUUAUCUGGUUGGCUCUUUCGUGUACUGAUGGCUGUCCUUAUCCCUUGUCCCGUCAACCUCCAAACGUACGAAUGGUUCUUGGUUUCAUUACCAACUCUUUGGUAGUCAUUAAAGCAAUUGUAGAUCCAUUCAUCUACAGUUACAGAAUGAAGGAAGUUAAAUAUGCUAUUAAAUCAGUUUUCAUGUUGACUGAAACAAAUGGUUCUUAUAUAAGACGACAGAGUCCCCAUUGUCCGUCCAUUGGACAAAGUAACGGUGCCGUUGCAACUGCAACAAUAGUAUCUGGUUCUGCUCGUGAACAUUAUUUGUAAAUAUUGUCGAUGUUAAUUUUCAAGCUCUUUACAAGGAGACAAUUUCAACAAAAGUAUCAAUCUUUUGUAACUUUAUGCUUUGAGCAAAAUAAAUUUAUUUUAUUGCCUUUAA